AGUUUUGGGCGGUUGAUGACGUGCUCAACGAGGGACGUGCAGGACUACAUUUCCCUUUGUGCUCCGAAGUGGGCAGGACCCGGAAGUGAGGGCUACGAGGCCUCUCUGGAAGUUGUCCCGGGUGUUCGCCGUUGGAGCUCCGGGUCGAGAGGACGAGGUGCCGCUGCCAGGAGGGUCUUCAGCAGCUGCCGGCUCCUGGAGCCCAGCCCUUUCUUCUCCCAGCCCAGCUCAGCCAAGUUCCAGCCACCAACGCCCGUCCCUGCCGUGGACCCCAGCGUUACCAUGAAUCCUGCGGUCUUCCUAUCUUUACCCGACCUCAGAUGCUCCCUGCUGCUCCUGGUAACUUGGGUUUUUACUCCUGUAACAACUGAAAUAACAAGUCUUGAUACAGAGAAUAUAGAUGAAAUUUUAAACAAUGCUGAUGUUGCUUUAGUAAAUUUUUAUGCUGACUGGUGUCGUUUCAGCCAGAUGUUGCAUCCAAUUUUUGAGGAAGCUUCUGAUGUCAUUAAAGAAGAAUAUCCAAAUCGAAAUCAAGUAGUGUUUGCCAGAGUUGAUUGUGAUCAGCACUCUGAUAUAGCCCAGAGAUACAGGAUAAGCAAAUACCCAACCCUCAAAUUGUUUCGUAAUGGAAUGAUGAUGAAGAGAGAAUAUAGGGGUCAGCGAUCAGUGAAAGCACUUGCAGAUUACAUCAGGCAACAAAAAAGCGACCCCGUUCAAGAAAUGCAGAACUUAGAAGAAAUCACUACUCUUGAUCGCAGCAAAAGAAAUAUCAUUGGAUUUUUUGAGCAAAAGGAUUCAGCCAACUAUAAAGUUUUUGAAAGAGUAGCAAGUAUUUUGCACGAUGAUUGUGUCUUCCUCUCUGCAUUUGGGGAUGUGUCAAAACCAGAACGAUAUAGUGGAGACAACAUAAUCUACAAACCACCAGGGCGUUCUGCUCCAGACAUGGUAUACUUGGGAUCUAUGACAAAUUUUGACCUGACUUACAAUUGGAUUCAAGAUAAAUGUGUUCCGCUUGUCCGAGAAAUAACAUUUGAAAAUGGAGAGGAAUUGACAGAAGAAGGACUUCCUUUUCUCAUACUCUUCCACAUGAAAGAGGAUACAGAAAGUUUGGAAAUAUUCCAGAAUGAAGUUGCCCGGCAAUUAAUAAGUGAAAAAGGUACAAUAAACUUUUUACAUGCUGAUUGUGACAAAUUUAGACAUCCUCUUCUACAUAUACAGAAAACUCCAGCAGAUUGCCCUGUUAUAGCCAUUGACAGCUUUAGGCACAUGUACGUUUUUGGAGACUUUAAAGAUGUAUCAGUUCCUGGAAAACUGAAGCAGUUUGUAUUUGACUUACAUUCUGGAAAACUCCACAGAGAAUUCCAUCAUGGACCUGACCCAACUGAUACAGCCCCAGGAGAGCAAACCCAAGAUGUAGCAAGCAGUCCUCCGGAGAGCUCCUUCCAGAAACUAGCGCCCAGUGAAUAUAGGUACACUUUAUUGAGAGAUCGAGAUGAGCUUUAAAAACUUUGGAAAACAGUUUGCAAGCCUUUCAACAGCAGCAUCAACUUCCGUGGUGGAAAUAGUAAACCUAUAUUUUCAUAAUUCUAUGUGUAUUUUUAUUUUGAAUAAACAGAAAGAAGUUUUGGGUUUUUAAUUUUUUUCUCCCCCUGACUGAAAAUGCAUUGUCAUUUAACAUAGCCUCUUUUAAAAAUCUGGUAGGGUUAAAAAAGAGAAAUAAAAACCAGAGGCCUGUCUUUGCUUUGAAUCUGUCCUGUAAAAUUUCUAUAACUCAAGUGAAAGGUGCCAUUGCCAGAACUUAGCGUGAACUUGCACUACCAGGGCAGGGAGGACUUAGGGAUGUCUCUUGUGUAGUAUGUGUUUUCUUGCUUUUCUUUUCCUAUGAUCAGUUCUGUUGGUAUUUUCAUUAUCAUAUUUCUGAAAGCUAAGGAUACUUGGGAAGGGAAUAAAUUAAAAUUUUCACACUGUGUACUGUGUUUUACUGAUUGGUUGGAUAUUGCUUAUGAAAACUCCAUAGUGGUAUUUUUUGGAUUCUUAAUGUGUAACUUAAACAUACUAUGAAGAGGAGGAGAGCCAUAAGCCAGAACAUUUGGCAGAAAUUGCCCUUAUGAAUUAAGGAAAAGAAAUGAAAAGUAUUAUUAAGUUUCUAUGUGUUUGUCUAAGAAAGUGGCAUAUGGAUGGCAUUUAGAACCUUGAGCGAAUUAUACCUAAAUCUGGGAAGUAGAGAUCCUGGCAGAGUAGGUUACUAGUAUUGAACUAGAUAACUUUUAAGGCUUCUCCUAUCAUAAGACUUCAAUUUCCAAGAAGAAAAACAAGCAGAGAAAUUGUAUUUCAAUAAUUCUAAAUGUCCUUCUGUCUUGUAGUGUUGUUAUAGUUGUAUAGAUCAAAAGCAAAGACAUUAAAGAACAUACAUAUUUAAUUUUUCCAUUGGUAGAGGACCUGCUCCACUGUAGAUUCCCUAAUAUUUCCCAGGCCUGCAGUAUACAGUCCCACAGUCCCAGGGCAAGGCCUCAGUACUGCCAGGGACUAAAACCAGAGGGAGAGGACCCUCAGUGUCAUAUCAGGAAUCCCAAUGCCCGAGGACAGACAGCUUCAAAAUUGGCUUUCCUCUGGGUCUGGGUUGGUGCUAUAGGCAAAGGGUCAUUUUAUACUUGGGGUAUAAAUCAAUCCCAGUUUGGGAAAGAUUAUUUUUAAGCUUAAAAGGUUGACUUGUGCCAUUAUAUGUAAUAUAUGUAACAUCUUCCAAUACUUUUAAAAUAAAAUGAAUAUUUAUAAUGGAUAUUUAAUAAUUGUUAUUUUUAAAGAUACAGUUCUUAGUUUUGCAUGGUUUAUCCAUAGUUUCCAUGGUUUCAUUCAGAAUAAUCAAUGUUAAGGUGAUGAGGGGCAUGUUAGAGUAUUGUAUCAGAUUAUGAUCAGAAAAAUAGGACAGAGCUUUUGGGCCUUAGUUCUGUUCCUUUUUUGCUUUUAUUCAGUAACUUGAAUAAAGUCAGAGUUAUGAUCCUCAAGUCAGAGAAUGGACCAAAUCUGCGAGGGUUACAGGGAAAACAAGUAUUCAGAAAACUAAGCCAAAACCAAGUGCAGCAGCACAUCAGCCAGCUGGGAUACACUUGUGAGCUUGUAAUUAAGUUUGAAAAAAUAAAGAUACUGCUCAAGUACGAGGUCUCAGAGAGCUGGAUUAAGUGUAGUUAUUUUGGAAAAGGCCUCAUGUUCAGUGUGAUCUAAGAUGGUACAGUAGUUGUAUAAAGAGUGGAUUUGAGAGUGGAUUAGUAGUGUUCGUAUGUUGGACUUUGGGCUCCAGCCCCACCAGUUUCAUUGUCUUCUCUAGACUUUGAAGCCAUUGAGGGCAGGAUACUGAGGUUUUUGUCUGUAUCUGUAGUACCUAGAGUUUCUGGACACUUAGUCUUCAUCAAACGUUUACUGAAUGAAUGAAAAGCAAAGUGACCUUGGGUGAUUUUUAUAUCCCCUGAAGCUAUUCGGCACUCAUCAGGGUUUGAUGCCUGGUUUUAUAAAAAGUCCUUAACAAGCUCAAGUGCAUUCCACGAAACUAGAGCGUGGGAGAAGAGGUUGUAAAAUGCUGUGUUCAGGCUGUCUUGCUUAGAGCAGACUCGGGUCUCCGAGUAGUCUGGCAUUGGAAGGGCCGGCAGUGUUUGUGUGGGUCCCAGAGACAACUGUGAUUCCAGGGAGUUAUGGGGAAGCAGAUUCUGGUAGACUUUUAUUCAAGGAAGGCUUCUUGGUGCCAUCUAUAAUGGGUUACAGAGGUGAAGAAGGCAGGAUUUGCGCCUGAGAGCUGCUCAGUCUGGUCAGGCUGCUGGUGUGUUACAGGUGUUACAGAUGUGGUUAUAGAAGACAGAGGUGAAUGUGGCUGGCAUCAAAAGCACCAAAUUCCAAAGAUUUCAUGGAGGAGUGGAUUUUAUGCUGAGUGUUAAGAAAAGGAAUUAGUGUUCUUCAAGGGACCUGGGUGUAGGGAUAAUCUGAGCAAAGAUGCAGAAUAGCCAAGUGUGGUAGCGAAAACAGAGUUUUUCUUCUUCGUGAGACAGGGUCUCACUGUGCAGUUCAGGCUGGCCUUGAACUCACACCCUUCUGCCUCAGCCUCCACAGUGCUGGGAUUACCAUGUGCAGCACCAUGCCAGCGAAAAUAAAUUCUUGGGGGAGGAUUAGUACAUUGGAGAGUGGGAAGAAAUGAGAAAGGUUAGAGAAAAAGGUGGAGCUGCUCACACCAGGCCCUGACUGCGGAGCCAAGGGCUUCUUCACCUGUGUGUUGUGGGUCACAGUCCCAGUGCGGAGCCCAGCAGGAGGGAUCCCUGCUUAAAGAGCGCUGUGGAAGCAGCUCUCAGUGUAGGCCUCCCCGAGAGUAUUCCCGUGGAAGUUGCUUCAGUUUACCUGAUCUUCCCAGGGCCCUGGGCUGCUCAGCUGUGGUAAGAGGACAGAAGGUUUCUGGAGAGUAGACAUGAGCAGCAGAAGCCACCCCAGGAGCUUCUCUGCCAGCUCCCUGUUCUAGUCUUUCAAAAUCGUUCCCAGUCCUGAGAGAGGGACCAUUAAAAAAAGUAAAAACUGUCUUUAGAUAACACUAUAAAGUUUUAAAACUCAAAUGAGCCCAGAAAAAAAGACAAAGUAGGGACUUGGAGUGCCUCAGGGAACUCCCUGAUGAAACCAGCUUGUCAGGUGUCAUGGGUGAAAGUGGGAAGCUGGUGGAGAAAAGCUCCAAAGAAGUCCCUAAAAUACAAAAGUGUUUGCAAUAGUAGAGCUGAGAAUGAGCUUAAAUUUGUAGAAAAUUCUCAAGAUGAAAAGUAAAGUAGUGAAAUGGACUGACAAUCAGAAAAAGCUGAAUAUUCACUUCUUUAUUUAACAGAGAUAGUCUGGCUGGGCAAAAAUUAAAUAAAGAGCGAGAAGGAAAAAAAUUGCCACAUUGUUUUAAUGCCUAUAUUUCUGUAUGCUGUGGAGCUACUAGCAGUUGUAAAUGCUUUGUGUUAACAAUUCUUGGAGAACCAUGACUAUAAGGUGAUAAGACUGGAAAUGGGCAAAUAGUGUUCCAAUUUUCAAAAUAAUUAAUGGCUUUUGCUAUUUUUCUAAAAACCUCAUGAACCAAACUGAAAUAUUGGUAGUCUGUAUUGGGGGAGGGGGGAGAUUUAAAUAGGUGUAAAAAGAACAAAGUAUUACUAGUUUUCAAAACCAGUAUUUAAAGACCCUGAAGACAUUAAGUUGUUUCAGGACUUAAGUUGUUAAAUGCUGAUAUACCUGACUUAUGUGUUCAUUAAAACAGGUUGAAUAGGACCUCUGCUUAGUAACUGUUUUUUUAGCUGUGUUUGAAUUUUUGUAUGUAUUUCCAAGUAAUAAAACUAUAUUUAUAAAAUA
This is a messenger RNA of Cavia porcellus (domestic guinea pig), 5352 nucleotides long. It is a transcript of the gene Erp44, whose product is annotated as endoplasmic reticulum protein 44. The record is from RefSeq and is a predicted model, not a curated record. The coding region runs from base 16 to 1503 and encodes 495 amino acids. Gene Ontology annotation, biological process: protein folding. NCBI's taxonomy places the organism in Eukaryota, Metazoa, Chordata, Mammalia, Rodentia, Caviidae. Gene Ontology annotation, cellular component: endoplasmic reticulum membrane; endoplasmic reticulum-Golgi intermediate compartment. The transcript has 12 exons. Gene Ontology annotation, molecular function: protein disulfide isomerase activity.